CUUUUGGCCUUUUGUGUCUUAUUUUUCAACUCCUUGUCCCAUAAAAUAAAGUUAACACAACAAGAAUAUAAAGAAAGUAAGCACCAUAAUAUUCCUCACUUCCAUCUCUUAAACUAAAACCAUUGCAAUACAAAUGGAAUAUCAAUGUAACCCUCUUAAUUGGGAAUUCUAUAACCAUGAUGAGGGAUUAUUAGAGGACUUGAAGCAUUCACUUCUAUACACAACUUUAGAGCUAGAAGCAACUAUUGCAUCUGCCAAAGAAGAGAUUACAAAGAAAGAAUAUGAACUAAUUAAUGCUAAUGAUCUUUUAAGCAGAGUCAUCAAAGAAAGAGACGAAGCCAGAGCAAAAUGCCAUAACCUAAUGCUUGAAAAACAAGAGUUUCAAAUUGAGAACAAAUCACAAAGUGAAAAUGAACAUUCAGCACCAAAUGCUUCUUCUUCGGAUUGCGAAGAAAAUAGUUCAACAACACUACCGACACAGUUUCAAGCAGUGUUGGAAUUAGCAGAGAAGAAACCGUUGCCGAAGAAAGGAAAGUUUUUGAAGGCAGUGGUUGAAGCUGGACCAUUGUUGCAGACACUUCUUCUGGCUGGACCGUUACCACAGUGGCAACAUCCACCUCCACAGAUGAAUUCAAUUGAGAUUCCACCGGUUUCGAUUUCGUCUCCGAAGGAUCUUUCUUUGAGACAGAAAAGGGAUUUUGUGUUCUCUUCAGGUUCUGAUUGUUCUGUUUCAAAGUGUAGAAAAGUUGUUCAGAACUUGCCAACAAUAUCUACCAUUGUCUCAAAUCAUUUCCUACCAAAUCCACCAUUUUCAUAGGAAGAAUGCUAGCAAGAGUUACUUUAUCACUCUCUUUUUAAUAAUCUCGAACUUAUCGAGUUAAAUUGAUCGAUGGAUUUCAGAUCAAUGUGAAUUUAACUCGAUAAAAGAGUGUUGAAAAUAGAGUGUUACACAGAAUGGUAAUAGUAAUUUUCUUUUUGUAAUGUUUUAAUGUUGCAUAAGAGAGAAUCUAUUGUUGGCAUUUAAUGUUUUCCUAAUUAAGAUACUGUGUUAUUAUGUAUAUAUUUGGUUAAAUGAGGUUGAAUUAUUAGGAAAUUGUUAGGAUUUAGGAAUUGAAAAAUGUCAUUUUAAGUUGUGACACAAUUUUGUACUGUGGUAGAAAGAGGAUGGGGUGACUAGGCUUUAAAUGGCAUGGUUCUUAAUUGAAGGUUA
Messenger RNA from Lathyrus oleraceus (garden pea), 1210 nucleotides. RefSeq lists its product as uncharacterized. Lineage: Eukaryota; Viridiplantae; Streptophyta; Magnoliopsida; Fabales; Fabaceae. The record is from RefSeq and is a predicted model, not a curated record. The coding region runs from base 134 to 817 and encodes 227 amino acids. The transcript is spliced from 2 exons.